Molecule: messenger RNA, 6293 nt
Organism: Synchiropus splendidus (mandarinfish)
Lineage: Eukaryota; Metazoa; Chordata; Actinopteri; Syngnathiformes; Callionymidae
Gene: ulk2
Product: unc-51 like autophagy activating kinase 2
Exons: 27
Coding region: 888-4004 (1038 amino acids)
Biological process (GO): protein autophosphorylation; axon extension; autophagosome organization
Cellular component (GO): autophagosome; cytoplasm
Molecular function (GO): ATP binding; protein serine/threonine kinase activity
Source: RefSeq, a predicted model, not a curated record
UGUGGAGCAGCAUUGUGUAAGUAAACAGAGUGACGUACUCUUACGCUGGCGUCUGCAGGAUAGUCUGCUCUUGAAGAUACGCCAUUAAUAUGAAUGUAUGUCUUUACUGGACAAUCCACGAUAACUUCGCGAUACGGAUAUAAUCGAACACCAGGGCGGCUGCCCUGUGUCAUACCUCAAUUUGACCACGAAGGACUCGGUCAAUUGAUGUCACUUGGAUUUCAUUAAUAUUGACUGGACUAGCAUCGAGAAGGAACCUGUUCGGACAACUGGUUGUACACGAUAUCGAAUAUUAACUAUGUCUUCUCCGUAGUUUACCAUGCUAUUUUUAAAGUCCAUUAAUAAUUGAAUGGAGCUAGUGGACAUGUAUUAGCUUUUGCGUGCUCGGUAGCACUAAAGCUCACUGCAUCUAUUUAUGUUUCAGCGCUCGUUUCCCCUGUUGUUGUUAUUAUUGUCAAAAUAUAGAUAGCAUUCUAGGACAUAGCCCUGUGUAGCAGCGAUGAGGUUAGGUGUAGCUGCGGGAUUAUGUCACUACCAGGCUAACAGAUAGCUUGUUCUGCUCGGUCAUGUCCAGAAGGCUCGGCACCAUGUAGACUGACCCGGGUCACACAGUGGAUGUGGGUGAUGCAAAGCUUGAUUUCAGCGAUCUAACUGGUCCGGAUAAGCCGUAAACAAGGUGACGCUCAUGACAUUUAAAUGAGCCAUGUACAAAACCGUGUACUGAGUGACUUUCAAACCGUCGACUGGUGAACGCAUCCUGUCAUGAAUGUGUCUACACAACAAAGAAACACAACAUCAGACUGUCACUCCGAGAGCAAGAAGAAACCAGUGGGACAGCGAAUUGUGACUUAUUGCUGAAAAGACGGAAACCAAUUCAUCUCCUCAUCAUGGAGACCGUGGGAGAUUUUGAAUACAGCAGGAAGGAUCUGGUUGGACAUGGAGCCUUUGCUGUUGUGUUCAAGGGACGCCACAGGAAGAAGACAGACUGGGAGGUGGCCAUCAAGAGUAUCAAUAAAAAGAACCUCUCCAAGUCCCAGAUUCUUCUUGGCAAAGAAAUCAAAAUCCUAAAAGAAUUGCAGCACGAAAACAUUGUGGCCCUUUAUGAUGUCCAGGAAACGCCUAACUCUGUUUUCCUGGUCAUGGAGUACUGUAAUGGAGGGGAUCUGGCUGACUAUCUCCAAGCCAAAGGGACUUUGAGAGAAGAGACGCUGAGGAUUUUCCUUCAGCAGAUCGCUGCAGCCAUGCGCAUCCUCAACAACAAAGGGAUCAUCCACCGCGACCUGAAGCCUCAGAACAUCCUGCUGUCCUACACUGGUCGCAAAAAAUCUAACGUCAGUGGCAUCCGUGUUAAAAUAGCGGACUUUGGCUUUGCACGCUACCUUCAGAGCAACAUGAUGGCGGCCACGCUCUGUGGGUCCCCCAUGUACAUGGCCCCCGAGGUCAUCAUGUCCCAGAACUACGAUGCCAAAGCUGACCUGUGGAGUAUAGGGACGGUGAUCUAUCAGUGUCUGGUUGGAAAGCCACCAUUUCAGGCCAAUAGUCCACAAGACUUGAGGAUGUUUUAUGAAAAGAAUAAGAACCUUCAGCCCAUCAUCCCAAGGGAGACAUCUCCAGCACUUAGCGAGCUUUUGCUGGGAUUACUGCAAAGAAAUCAGAAAGACCGGAUGGACUUCGACACAUUCUUCAGCCAUCCUUUCUUGGAGUCACCGACUGCCAUAAAAAAAUCUUGCCCCGUGCCAGUCCCCAGCUCCUCUAACGCACCAAUGGACAGUUCUUGUGGCAGCUCUCCAUGCAUCCGCUACAACUCCCCUCCUUCUCUUCCAGACAUGCAGACUCUUGCAGAGGAUGGACUGUCGUCUCCACCACUUGGUCUGCCAAACUUCUUGCAGCUGUCCAAAGAGUCUGCCGGUAGCACCAGCAGCAAGAACUCCUCCUCAGACACUGACGACUUUGUUCUUGUGCCUCACAUCUCUGCUGACAGCUAUGACCAACCAAUAGGUGCACCACGCCGGCCAUCCAGCGAGUUCCUGAUGUGUGGAGGGCAGCAGCAGCAGACACCAGGGCACACUCCCAUGGUGUCUCCCAGGGCCGAGACCACCCCGAUCCCUGUUCCGACCCAGGUCCGCAAUUACCAGAGGAUUAAGCAGAAUCUGUCCAGCAGCCCGACCACCACCCUCUUCAGCUCGCCCAGGUCUGGCAUGGUGAGACGCUCCAACACAAGUCCAAUGGGUUUCCCCAAAGUUAGCUCCGGGUCCCCGUGUGCUGCAGACACCCCUCAGACGGUCGGUCGCCGCCUCUCCACAGGAAGUUCUCGGCCCUACUCUCCCUCGCCUCUCGUUGGAACCAUCCCUGAACAGCUUGGUCAGUGCUGCUGCCACCUGCAGACUCAUGAAGCUCGAAGCCGCAGCUCCUCAGGAGGUUCUCCAGGCCCGUCCUCUCAGCUCCUGGGCGCUCGCCUCCAAAGUACUCCCACUUUGACUGAGGUUUACCAGACCAGGCAGAAGCUCCACAAGCAGCUGUCAGACCCCGUUCAGCCCUCGUCCUCCUGCAGUCAUUCUCCUCAGCUGGGCCGCCCUGGCCACCUCAGCUCCUCUCCCACAAAACUCUAUUGCACCUCCCCCCGCACAUCAGACUGGCUGCAGAAGUCUCCUUUGCCCACCAUCAUUGGCUCACCUACCAAGACCAUAUCUGCACCAUUUAAGAUACCCAAAACUCAAGCGUCGUGUAACUUGAUGGCCUUGGCUGACAGUCCAGUGCCCACCAGAACGCUAGCAGAUGCCCGGGAGGUCUGCACUCAUCACUGUAUGCCCUUUCAUGGUGCCCGUCCAGCUGCUCCUGAGGGCAGCAGGACUUUUGGCAGGUCGGUCAGCACUGGUCGUCUGUCUGAGCAGCAGGUCAGGAUCCCUCUAGUUGGACAGCCCCAUCAAGGCAGCACGGACAGCUUGAACACAGAGCGACCAAUGGACACAGCUCCUGCUGGUCCAAGUUUGCCUGCAUGUGGUUCUGCCAGUCCUCGCACCGUCCUCUUUACUGUGGGUUCACCCCCUAGCAGCAGCACCCCUCCCACCUGCAGCCAUCUUGGUACCCGACCACGGACCACCUCAGUGGGUUCCAACAGUUCUGCCGGUUCCCUGUGUUCCACCAGUGGGCGUGUCAUCAUAGGCUCACCGCCUGGCAUGGCCAUGGGCUCGUCCCCACCAGGAGGUUUAGGGUGUGGCCAGUUAGUUCCUGGCAUAGAUGGCACAUCAAAUAGUCCCCGUUACGUUCCGUAUGGAACAUCUCCACCUAGCUUAGAGGGGUUCAUUACAUUUGAAGCCCCAGAAUUGCCCGAGGAGACCCUCAUGGAGCGUGAGCACACAGACACUCUCAUGCACCUGCGCAUGAUGCUCUCCUUCACUGACUGCAUACUGGAGAUGGCUGCUGUCCGAGCUGGGGGUGCAGAGCUGGGCGCCUCUGCUGCAUCGCUCUAUCCUCCACAGGAAAGUGUGGUCGUGGACCAGAUCAGCCAGCUCAGUAAAGAGUGGGGGCAGGUGGAGCAGUUGGUGCUCUACAUGAAGGCAGCCCAGCUCCUGGCUUCCUCUCUUCACCUUGCAAAGGCUCAGAUAAAAUCUGCCAAACUCAAUCCGUCCACAGCAGUUAAACAAGUGGUGAAGAAUCUGAACGAGCGAUACAAAAACUGCAUCUCUCUCUGCCGGCGGCUCACCGACAAACUCAACCAUUUUUUCUCUGACAAGCAGCGCUUUGUGGACGAGAUCAACAGCGUCACUGCUGAGAAGCUCAUCUACAAUCACGCCGUGGAGAUGGUUCAGUCCGCAGCUCUGGAUGAGAUGUUCAAGCAGACUGAGGACAUUGCUUACCGCUACAGCAAAGCCGCCAUGCUGUUGGAUGGCCUUUCUAAAAUCCUUCAAGAUCCUGCAGAUGUUGAGAACGUGGUCAAGUAUAAAGCCAGUGUGGAUCGGAGGAUCUCAACCCUCUGCUACUGCACUGUCACGCUGUAUGAGUAGCAGCAGCAGCACACGUGGAGGUUUUAACCCACCUAUCAUAACCUGUAAAAAUCGCUACAUAUCCAUACACUUUUACUCAAGUAUUUACCCUACAAUAUUAGGACUGGGGUCCCCUCACACGAGGUGUAUCUGGUAUACACCCUCACACGCUGUGGGACCACACCCUUAUGCUUGACCUGCAUCCUCAGACAACACCUGCUAUUUUAGUUCUUGUAGCAGUUUAAGCACUUUGAUUUUAUUCAUGUUAUUUGUUAUAUUUCUUGCUGCAUCAUAAACUGAACUAUAAGAAGCAAAUGAUGCGCCACUUUCAACCAAAGAUGUCAACGGAUUCCGAAAACAAGGACUUGAUCUGCAAAGUUUCUGUUCGACUUUUUUAUCUUAAUGGACAAGAUUUUUUAAAUACUGAAAUGGAACUAAGCUCCAACAGACUUUUUACCUUCGAGAAGCAGUUUCUCAAUCCUUCUUGCUAUAUGAUAUCAUCUGUUUUGUUAUCAGUGUUUCAGUUUGUAUUGUCUUUAUUUAUUGGUUCUGAAGAAACACCUCGAGUCCAGAGGAGGGAACGAUUUCGAUGAAAUAUUUUGUCAGUGUAGCAGACUGAUGUUCAACUCCUGUUACUCGAAGCCACAGAGAGCAGAGGACGAUCUAGUAACUGCUGUUUGCUCUGAUGUGGUCAGUUCAAGCACUUUAGUGUCAGCGGAGGAUGUGUGGGGGAGUGGGACACCUGUGUCAGUGUCAAAGGUUGUAAUGUGAAGGCUUGUCAAUUGUCUUUCUACGGCUCAACUGCAAGAUCAACAAGUCGACAGGAUAAAUCUGCAGAAGAGUUUGACAAACAAGGCCAACUCUCAGAUGACUACAUGCAUCAGGACACUCCACUGUUUUUACUCCAUAUUAUUUUUACUUGAGUUUAAAAAAAAAAAACAAACAAAAAAAAAACACAGGCUCGUAGUGAGACUGCCGCAACCAAACAUGAAAAUAGUUCUGUAUGUAUUUAUAUUUUUCUGUAUUAUAGGCUGCUUUUGUCUUGUAAACAUUGAAAACCUUUAUUUAAAUUGAUACAGGGAUGGACAGAUAACGAUAUCACAUGAAACCUUUUAACAAGUUUUUUUAAAGGAAGUUCCACAGGUGAAUUGUUGUCCUGCACUGACAAAGACUUGUUGAGCACCCUGUUGACUUUUAGGAAAGGGAGGUAGAUGUGCACACUGUCACGUGACCUCAACAGUCAUUGAGCAGUUCAUUAUUCACAAGUUACCUUAAUAACAACCUAUUGGAUGCGUAACAAUUUCUCAAUAUGUGUUUGUUUUUUUAACGAAACUUGAUGUUUGCAAACUGUAAAUAUAUAUAAAUAUAUAUUUGUAUGUGUGGUGCAUGUUUAUUUAGCCGAGGGUGUGUGCGGGUGUGAGAUUUUUACGUUGGGCAGCAGCCCUUCCUGCCUGUCGGUCAAAGAGCACAAAUCUUUUAAUGUACAUAUUUAACUUUGAUACCUGUCCGUCUGCCAAGGGUUUGCUGUAACUUAUGCUGGCAUUGCAGGAGUGUGCCAAAAUAUAAACUUAACGGCAGCUCCAACACUUUCUACCAUGAUUAUUCAUGUCAGACCACACACAUUUGUUCAGCUGGUCUUCAGCUAGCGUCUCUGAAAUGGCUUGGAAAGGAUCACAUUUAUCUGGGACUGUCUUGCUGUCUCGCCUGUGCUCUCAGUGAUACCUACGGUCUGUCCUGCGUGCAUGUUUGAGGGUAUCAACUCUGAUGUCAUCAGUAUCAAGUAAUAAUAGCAAGUGGCUUUAUGAAAACAAGGUCGCUGUCCUCUGUGUUGAUUCACAAUACAGUUCUGUGUGCGGAUGAUAAAGCUCACCAGACUCACCUGGGACAUCAGCCUGUUCUGAGGAGCUCUGUAACAUUCACAAGCACCAAGUGACAAAAGAAAAGAGUCCCUGCUCUCUACCAACAUGGAAUGUCUUAGAUAAAAGCUGGGCGACAAACCUGAAAAAUAAUCCUGUAGGAACUGUAGAAUCUUGAAUGUAUGCAUCCUGUAUCUCCUCCCGGUCCAGCUCCUCCUGCUUGUGUUUUGGAAGAACCCUCUCUGAGCUGACCCUGAAAAAUGCACCAUUUUUUUUUUUUUGUCUGUGUCAUUGUUCUUUAUGGAACUCAACGCAAUCUUUGUUAAUAAAGAGAUAAACUAAAUAUAGCUAUUUGUCUGAUUUUUUUAUUAAUAGAAAGGAUACACUGAACCGUUUGGUCUGGUAUAUUCAUCCCUGUGGCGUCACUCAUGUGCUAAUGCAGUGCAGGUCUUAG